AUGUUGUCUGCUCGACUCAUACUCUGUUCACAUCUAUCUAUCUAUCUAUCUAUCUAUCUAUCUAUCUAUCUAUCUAUCUAUCUAUCACAUUCUGUUCACAUCUAUCUAUCUAUCUAUCUAUCUAUCUAUCAUUCUCUUCACAUCUAUCACAUCUAUCUAUCAUCUAUCAUUCAUCACAUUCUGUUCAUCAUCUCUAUCUAUCACAUUCUGUUCACAUCUAUCUAUCUAUUUAUCUACAUAUCUGUUCAUCUAUCUAUCUAUCUAUCUAUCUAUCACAUUCUGUUCAUCUAUCUAUCUAUCUAUCUAUCUAUCACAUUCUGUUCACAUCUAUCUAUCUAUCUAUCUAUCUAUCACAUUCUGUUCACAUCUAUCUAUCUAUCUAUCUAUCUAUCUAUCUAUCUAUCUAUCUAUCUAUCUAUCUAUCACAUUCUGUUCACAUCUAUCUAUCUAUCUAUCUAUCUAUCUAUCUAUCACAUUCUGUUCACAUCUAUCAAUUUAUUUAUUUAUCUAUCUUAUUCUGUUCACAUCUAUUUCAGUCUGACAUUAUCUAUCUAUCUAUCUAUCUAUCUAUCUAUCUAUCUAUCUAUCUUAAUUUCAUUUACUUUCUUUUUUCAUUUUUAUCCAUGUUGCAGUUUAUUUUCUUUCUUUCUUUCCUACCUUCUUUCUUUCUUUCUUUCUUUCUUUCUAUUUCUUUCUUUUUUAACAGAUAAUCUUACUUUUUCUUUUUUUUCUUAA
Molecule: messenger RNA, 735 nt
Organism: Acanthosepion pharaonis
Lineage: Eukaryota; Metazoa; Mollusca; Cephalopoda; Sepiida; Sepiidae
Source: the annotation of a GenBank genome assembly